This is a messenger RNA of Xiphias gladius (swordfish), 1910 nucleotides long. RefSeq names its product calcium and integrin binding family member 2 (gene cib2). The record is from RefSeq and is a predicted model, not a curated record. Gene Ontology annotation, molecular function: calcium ion binding. The transcript is spliced from 7 exons. The coding region runs from base 610 to 1173 and encodes 187 amino acids. Lineage: Eukaryota; Metazoa; Chordata; Actinopteri; Istiophoriformes; Xiphiidae.
GUCGUGGGUGGUAUGAGUAUGGCCACCAAAGGAAUAUCGUAAAACAUAUGUUAACACCUGCAGAAUUAGAGGUGAUAGUGUUUGGCUUAGCUUGACAUUCAGCCACCAGUUGUUAGCUAAUGUCGGUAGCUACCUGUAUUUUAGCUUUGAGCGUCGUGAGGCAACGGCUGCGUGAUUUCAUGAGGAUGAUUCAGUAGGAUGAAUAGUGGGUGGGUUAUGAAAUGAAACGGUCCUAUUGGUGUGUCUUGACUCCUGUGGACAGCAGCCGAGGACUUAAAAGAGACCCACAUCAGUUUGCACUCCUUGGACUCCGUAGGAAGCCUCCGAUGGCUCCGACACAACUGGACACCGCUCUUUUACUUUUUCUUUCUCUCUUUUGUUUUGUUUUGGGGGGUUUUCGUUUUUGUUUUUGUUUUUACACAUCCUAAACCCUUUGCAGUCAUGGCGGAGCUCUCCCGUGAGGAACACCAAUAACCCCUUUUGAAGAGUUUGCCACAUCCUGUGCGGAGAGACUUUGACUCCGCGGACCCCCUAAAUGUCUUUCACUGAGAAAAGGCUUCGGACGUUCAGUCUUGUGAAUGUGUACAAGCGACAGAUUACUUCAUUAAGAUGGGCAAUAAGCAAACAAUAUUUACCGACGAGCAACUUGAUGCCUACCAGGACUGUACGUUUUUCACCCGCAAAGAAAUUCUGCGGUUGCACGGCAGAUACCACGAGUUGGCGCCACAUCUUGUACCAAUGGACUACACCAAUGAUCCUGAUUGCAAACUGCCUUUAGCCUUGAUAGUCAACAUGCCAGAGUUAAAGGAAAACCCAUUUCGCAACAGGAUCGUAGAGUCUUUCUCAGAGGACGGGAUGGGGAAUCUCAGCUUCAAUGAAUUUGUGGACAUGUUCUCAGUCCUCAGUGAAAUGGCUCCUAGAGAACUCAAGGCCAUAUAUGCCUUUAAAAUAUAUGAUUUCAAUGUGGAUAAUUAUCUGUGCAAAGAGGACCUGGAAAAGACUCUGAAUAAGCUGACAAAGGAGGAGUUGACUCCUGAGGAGGUGGAGCUGGUGUGUGAGAAGACCAUCGAGGAGGCGGAUUUGGACGGAGACAACAAACUCUCCUUUGCUGACUUUGAAAAUAUGAUAUCUAGGGCUCCUGACUUUUUAAGUACCUUCCAUAUACGAAUCUGAGAGGGACCUAUGGAGGGUUUCCAAGGUCGGCAGCGUGAUGGACCUCAAGACUCUGUCUGAACUAUGUCCUGGCCAAAGCAUAGUGCCUGUCUCCCACUCCCAUCGUCAAAAAAAAAUUACACAUCAUUGCUCUCCACCCUCAGCGGAGUCUGCUUAGUUAGAGAGCAAAAUACUGGGUAAAGUUGAAUUUCCAGGACCCUGAAUUUCUUUACUAUAGAUGAAAAUGUAUUUUCCUUUUACCAACUAUAAAGGGCUUGACCUGGAUUGUUCUCUUGUUGGGAGAAAGGGUCAUUCUUCCACAUUUUAAGUUUGAAAAAUGGGAAAUGAAACAAGUCGGAAAUGAGCCAGACUCUGGAUGGCUGCUUAUUGUGCACAUUCAAGACUGCAUAAAUUGCUUAUCUACCUAUAUCGCACAUGUCUUCCCACGAUGACAAACUAGGUACAGUAUAAGGUUAAGGACAAAGCUUGAAGUGAAUGAAACACAGCAUUGGCAAUAAGGGCGUACAGAUAUUCUAUAUGCGCAAUGCAAUAUUUGUACAUGCAGUGUAAGGCUUUCAGUCAUUUUAAGGUUGUGCUGUUUGCUUGUGGAACUGGGACAUGAUGACAAUCAUAUCUUACUGUUCUCUGGUGAAAUGAAGGGCUCUGUCAUCUGAAUUCAUUUGGUAGGUUUCAUCUGCCCCAGCCAUUACCAUGAGAUGUUAGUUACAGCCGUCUUUUUGGCAUACAUUUUACAGUAU